Molecule: messenger RNA, 1494 nt
Organism: Fusarium falciforme
Lineage: Eukaryota; Fungi; Ascomycota; Sordariomycetes; Hypocreales; Nectriaceae
Exons: 3
Coding region: 34-1494 (486 amino acids)
Source: RefSeq, a predicted model, not a curated record
AGGCAAACAAAUCCAAACGCCAAGACUCACGAGAUGACAACACGGCACGAAUUCGGAGGGUUUCCUGCUCCGUCAACCAGGAUGCCUUUCAUUGUAUCAUCCAGUGUUGACAAAGUCGAUCCAGCUACCCGGAAGCUUAUCAGAAGUCAUGUGAUGCGAGGGAAAAAGAAGAGAAAACGAUACCCCGAAAAGGUUUCACACGGUUCGAAAGUGGGUGAGCUUACCAGCUGCACUCAGGUUGAACGAAUCAACCUGGAUGAGGUGAUCCAGAUGUACACGCCACAAAUACCCACCCGCAUUGGUGGGGAUCUCUCUUUUAUCGACUUUGCCGAAGGCAUCGAGCUCUCUAUGCUUCUAAAUAUCACAAAAGUGUCAACAGUGGCGACCAAGGUCAUCUUCCCUCUCCUCGCCGCCAUUGGCUUCCAGGCAGAAAACAAGGAGUGGCUGUACCUCGUUGGAAAAGAUGCAGCAGCCUUGCAUAUCACAGCAUUCGCAGUGGAGAUAUUCAUCGACAGGGUCUUGCGUCGCUGGGAAGACAGCACCAAUCCGACGGCGAUCCUGCAUCUCCACAAAGGGUUGAGGCUUCUCCGUGAGAGGCUAGUGGGAGAAGACGACGAGCCGAAAAUUUCAGACUCUACGAUCGGAGUGGUGUUGAAACUGGCUAGUGCGGCACACUUCAAUGGAGAUUAUGAGGCCUCUAAGCAACACAUGGAUGGUCUGCGAAAGAUGGUGGAUUUGAGGGGAGGUCUGGAUGUCUUUAACGGCACACGACUUCUGUUGGAGAUGCUGAGAUAUGAUCUCGAUAUUGCAUUACUCAACGGUUCAGACCCUGUCUUCUACUGUCUGCCGUCAGAAAAAUUGCCUGACUAUCCCGCUAAGCUCAUGCCUACCUCGAACGAUAGUCUGAAUCUCCAGAAUAGUUCCGAAUUCCUUCAAAACCUGGACAGCGAACUGGCGACAGCAUGGCGAGCUAUGAGAAGAUUCUGCCUGCUGGUAAAUCUCGGGGCACAAACUCGGCGGCUGAUGCGUCCAGAUCUCAUCCGCGAAUCCAUGACUGCAGUGACGUAUCGCCUACUUCGCAUGAAACUUGCCAGUGGGUCAAUGGAUGAAGCGAUACGGCACGGCUUAUUGGCCUUUUGCCAUCACGUCUUUUUGCAGUGGCAGGAUAUUAAGCUACCAUAUCACUACUUUCCAACAGUCUACCGGGAGUGUAUCCAGUGCCUCAAGGCUGUCGAUGCGGUGUCUCCCCAGCUGAUUCUUUGGCUCUUGAUGGCUGGGGCGAUUUCGGUGUUUGGCGACGAAGAAUGGCUGAAGAAUGAUUUGCGAGAGUACACCGAGAAAUGCGGAGUAAAAAGAUGGAAAGAGAUUCACAGGACACUGAACUCGUUGAUGUGGAUUUCGUUACUAGAUGAGCAGCUUGGGAGGAAUAUCUAUGAUUCGCUUUAUCUGGAUAAAAGCAACGCUGGAAACCAUGGAGCUAUUAUUCUAUCCUAG